UUUGCAUAAUUUAAAAUGUCACCCGGGCCUAUCAACUGAUGAGGCCUCAGGAAGGUGGGUCUGAAAGAUAACAGCGUGCACACUGGAGCUAUAGACGGCCACUUUCACUCCUCCUGAGGGCUUUUCCUGUACUGACUUUUGCUCGCCAGCUCAUGAUCUCAGGAUGUACGAAAAAAUAAUCAUUGUAUUACUACUGUCAGGUUUUAUUUCUGCACAGACUAUUGCAACUGGGUCACCACCAAUAGCAGGUACAAGCGACUUAUCAACUAUCACUUCUGCUGCUACACCGACAUUUACUAGAGAACAGGAUGGAGGACUACAACUUGCUCAUGAUUUCUCACAACCAGUGAUAACAGUCAUUAUUUUGGGGGUGAUGGCUGGUAUCAUUGGAAUUAUCCUCCUUCUUGCUUAUGUUUGUCGCAGGCUGAGAAAGAGACCUCCAGCUGAUGUACCACCUCCAGCAUCACAAGUACCUUCGGCUGAUGCACCACCUCCAGUGUCAGAAGACACAAGCACUAAUUUAACUUCUGUAGAAACAGACUAUCCAGGAAAUAGUCAAUGAGAAUCUGCUCACCAAGCCAGUUUUUGGAAGAACAUAAAGACACAAGACUUCAGUCAAGUGAAAAAUAAACAUGUAAAUUAGACACUCCAAUAAUUGUAUACCUUCACAAGUUAUACAAUUUCAGGAUGAAAAUUUCAUCAUGAGUCCAAUGACUCAAUGAUGAAAUACGUCUCUAUUCAGUAAUAUUUCAAAAUGAAGACCAAAUAUUUCCUUUCAUUCUUGCUUUUGUGUGUUAGCAUAAUUUUUUUUUCCUUUUUUUUUUUUUGUUUUGAGGAAGAUCAGCCCUGAGCUAACAUCUGCUGCCAAUCCUCCUCUUUUUUGCUGAGGAAGACUGGCCCUGAGCUAAGAUCCAUGCCCAUCUCCCUCUACUUUAUAUGUGGGACACCUGCCACAGCAUGGCUUGCCAAGCAGUGCCAUGGCCGCACCCAGGAUCCGAACCGGCGAACCCUGGGCCACCAAAGUGGAACGUGUGCACUUAACUACUGAGCCACCAGGCCAGCCCCAGCAUAAUUUUUUAUAAUUAAUUGAUUUGCAGUUCUGGUCCAAAACUUCAGUGGGCUUCAUCUGCAGUUCUUUAAGACUGACUUAUUCUAUUCUAUUGUGUUUUAAAGAUUGUGUUGUCAAAUGAAAGGCUUGUAAUAUCUAGAGGAAAUCUAAGUUCUCUUCUCUUCUCAUUCUAAACUUCUAAGUCUAUUUUUAUUGUAUUGAGUAAAUUAGGGGAACACUAAAAUCUUAUCAUUUCCCCCAUUGCUGAAGAGGCAAGAUAUGGUAUUACACUAAUGAUGAUGGUAUUUUAGUCACAUUGAUAAAGCUUGCUCUUGGAAAUGCCUUUCAUACAUACAUAUAUGUAUAUACUUAGAUAAAGAUGUAGACAUGGAUAUAUAAAAUGACACCCACAUUCAUCCUUUAAUGCAUAAAUCAAUACAAAAAUUUUUCCUAUUUAAAAAAAAUGAAACAUUACAUAUGGAUAAAUGGCCCAUUUAAAAUAGUUGGUCUGACAGGACCCUUCACAGCACUCACUGAUGCAUUCACCGUGUUCCACUAAAGACUUAUUUAUGGAAGUGGUUAGAGUAUCCUGAGAAAGAAAACUAUUGAUGACUUUUCCUUGCAAAAGAAACUUAACUCCAUAAAUACAAGAAGAUGUGCAAACUUGACAUACAGGUGAAUAUUUUAAUAGGUCACUCUGUAUUCUCAAUUAAAUUCUUUAAUCCAUCCA
Molecule: messenger RNA, 1778 nt
Organism: Equus caballus (horse)
Lineage: Eukaryota; Metazoa; Chordata; Mammalia; Perissodactyla; Equidae
Gene: GYPA
Product: glycophorin A (MNS blood group)
Cellular component (GO): plasma membrane
Source: RefSeq, a predicted model, not a curated record